Messenger RNA from Lactuca virosa, 1364 nucleotides. Lineage: Eukaryota; Viridiplantae; Streptophyta; Magnoliopsida; Asterales; Asteraceae. The record is from the annotation of a GenBank genome assembly.
CGUCAAUGGCCAUCAACAUUGACCUGACAAAAGCCGCCAUGAAAUUCCAGCCAACUCCCCACAUCUCAAUCGCUAUAUUAACCAAUCUUCCAGGUGUUUCUUUCAUAUAUCAAUCCAUAGAAGAAGAAAAAAAGUACGAAAAUGGCAGGAAUUCGAAGAGUCAAACUGGGUUCACAGGGUUUUGAGGUAUCAGCUCAGGGUUUGGGUUGUAUGGGCAUGUCCGCUUUCUAUGGAGCACCCAAACCUGUACCUGACAUGAUCAAGCUCAUCCACCACGCCAUUGACGCAGGCAUUACCUUUCUUGACACCUCUGACAUCUACGGCCCUCAAACCAACGAGAUCCUUAUCGGCAAGGCUUUGAAGGGAGGGGUGAGGGAGAAAAUGGAGCUGGCUACCAAAUUUGGGAUCAAAUACGAUACUGAUGCGAUGGAUGUUUGUGGAGAUCCGGCCUAUGUAAAGUAUGCUUGUGAAGCUAGCUUGAAGAGACUUGGCGUUGAUUGUAUUGAUCUUUAUUAUCAACACAGGAUUGACAAUACUGUUCCAAUCGAAAUCACGAUGGGAGCAAUGAAGGAGCUGGUGGAAGAAGGGAAGAUCAAAUAUGUUGGAUUAUCGGAGGCAUCAGCAUCAACCAUCAGAAGAGCUCAUGCUGUGCACCCAAUAACAGCCGUACAACUAGAAUGGUCCUUGUGGUCAAGAGAUGUUGAAGAAGAUAUCAUUCCUACUUGCAGAGAACUUGGGAUUGGUAUUGUUACAUACAGUCCUCUAGGACGAGGGUUCUUCUCAUCUGGUCCAAAGAUGCUUGAGAAGUUGGAAGAUGGUGAUUUCCGUAAGUACUUGCCAAGGUUCCAAGCUGAAAAUAUUGAGCACAACACCAAAAUGUUCGAGAGGGUGAAUGAGAUGGCGGCAAAGAAGGAGUGCACCCCAUCACAGCUAGCAUUGGCUUGGGUUCACCACCAGGGGAAUGAUGUGGUGCCAAUUCCAGGAACUACAAAGAUUGAGAAUCUUGAACAGAACAUUGGAGCUUUAUCUGUAAAGCUAACACCAGAAGACAUGGCUGAACUUGAAGCUAUUGCUUCAGCUGAUUCAGUCAAGGGGGAUCGAUAUGGUGAUGGUAUUUCAACAUUUAAGGACACCGAAACUCCUCCAUUGUCAUCUUGGAAAGCUUGAUUAAUGCCGUGAUUGAUAAUGUUAUGCUUGAUCAACACUGCGAGUUGUUUGUUUGAAAUGUAAUUGUUGUCCUGUAAGAACCUUGUUUCGUGUUUAUUUUGGUUAAACUCGAUCAGGUGUGUGGUUUUACCAUUGCGAUGUAAGUAUAUGAGUUUUCGAGAACCAUAAAUAAUAUCUUAUGAUUUCCCAGUUUAGAG